CAUCUAACUAUUCAAAAUGAUCAAGAAAUUAUUUCCCUUAGUAUUCCUUGUUGUUGUCGUCGCAGCAGAUGACUUCGGAAUAAAAUACGUGAUGAGGAUAUACGAAGACUGUCAGAGGACGGAUGGGAUAGUCCCUUGCUUGAAGAAGAAGGCUAUCCUGUUCUUCGAUAGGGCGGCUAGGAUGGAAGCGAUACCUUUGAUCGCUGGUGUGGAUAUUGUGAAGACGUCUGAUAUGGAAAUCGUGCCCAUUAGUGAGAACGAUAUUGAUGCGAACUUACCACGAAAUAUGGACAACAAGGAUGAAGCAUUGACAGAUAUGCUGUGGAACAGAAUAGCGGCUUUCGCGAAUUCAAGAACAAUACAAUUGUCACUCCCGAAAAUGUCAGGCGAGGAGCUUAAUAAGGGCGUUGAAGAAGGACGAGGUAAAAUGAAGAAAAUGAUGGGCAUGAUGAUGAUGGGUGCAGCGAUGAAGAUGGCAGCGAUGAUCCCUCUUGCAAUCGCUGGACUCUUCAUACUAGCUGGGAAGGCACUGAUAGUAUCAAAGAUCGCCUUACUUCUAGCUGGUAUCAUAGCGUUGAAAAAGAUCAUCGCCCAAAAGAACAGUGGCGGUGGCGGCGGUCACGAGAGCCACGGCUGGUCAUCCGGAGGUGGUAGCAGUGGGGGCUGGGACCGUAGAUCGUAUGACGCAUCCGACUUAGCGUACUCAGGGUACAAAAAAGAUUAAAAUACACAUAUAACUUAGAUUUAAGUAAAAACGAACAACUUCCGUUAUUAAUACUAUAACAAUAUUUGCUUUAUAAUUUUACUAUUAUGAAUGUACACACGGUGAUUUUAUAAAAAAAUGUGAUUUGAAAAGUGAUAUUUCAUAAUCGAAAAGCAAUAAUUUUAGUUUGUGUUCCAUUAUUUAUAUUUUGAUUUAGACAAAUCGAUUAUUGUUAUUAAAUUAUAAAUAAUAUUAGAAGUUAAUCUGUCAGUAAUUUUUCGGUUCCGAGGAAUAAUGUAUCUUAUAAUACAGGCUGUACAGAUACUUAAUCAUUAUUUGUUAAGCUUCAAAGUAUAGCCAAAACAUUAAAAACGAUCCAUACUGAGUUUCAUAGAAAUUGGUGGUUUGCCGGGCGAUAGUUUUAUGUAUAAAAAAAAACAAGAUAUUAAUUUUUACAAGCUGUCAUUGUGCAUUUUUUUUUUAAAAAACAAUCAUAUCACAGAUUUGACCCUCCAUAUUAAAAUUUCAUAUGGAGCUUGAGUUAAGAAACGCAAGACUCAUAUCUGAGGGGUCUCAUUAUAGUUUUCUUUUCGAACUUUAUAUAAAGGUUAUUAGUUAUUGAUAUAUGGAAUUAGGCAGUUAAAUCCACGCAAUAAUAUUAUUGUGAAGCUUCAAGCUUCAAGAAAAAGAUCAAGACCGACCAUCGUGAAAAUCAUUGAAGACCUUCGUUCAGCAGUGGA
Molecule: messenger RNA, 1443 nt
Organism: Nymphalis io (European peacock)
Lineage: Eukaryota; Metazoa; Arthropoda; Insecta; Lepidoptera; Nymphalidae
Exons: 3
Coding region: 17-724 (235 amino acids)
Source: RefSeq, a predicted model, not a curated record